AAAGAUUGUCUUUUAAGUUCAUGGGUGUGUGUUCGAAAAACAACAAUACUCAUUUAUCCGAAACUAACCUUGUAACAAAAUGAUUUUCAUUGUUUUUUCCCCUUUCCUUUUGGGAAGACAUAAUAUACGUUUAUAAAACUAUGUACUUCCACUUCCAUUGUAACUGUUUGUGCAGAGAAAAAGUCUGGUGUCUGUUUUGCUUUUACAAAAUGUGGUCAGCUUUUUCAUGUAUUAACCCUUCCCAAAAAAAACACACCAAAAGACAAAUAUAAAUCAUCUCUCUCUUUUCAGACACGGAACCCACGCCUUCGGCUUUCGCUUUUUUUUCUCUUCCCGUCAAUGGCUACCCAGGACGACGCUCCACCGCCACCAGUCCCCCUCGACUCCUACAAGCAAUCUCUUCUCAACCGUCACACCGAGAAUCAUUUCACCGCAGGGGACGUCGUCCGCGAUAUCAUAAUCGGCGUCUCUGACGGUCUGACCGUCCCUUUCGCCCUGGCGGCUGGUCUUUCGGGCGCAAACGCCUCUUCUUCAAUUGUUCUGACGGCUGGAAUCGCUGAAGUGGCUGCUGGCGCUAUGUCGAUGGGACUCGGGGGGUAUCUUGCGGCGAAGAGUGAAGCGGAUCAUUAUAUGAGAGAAUUGCGGAGAGAGCAAGAAGAAAUCGUUGCUGUUCCGGAUACUGAAGCAGCAGAAGUAGCAGAGAUAUUGGCAAACUAUGGGAUCGAACCACAUGAGUAUGGUCCAGUCGUUAAUGCUCUUAGGAAGAGGCCUCAAGCUUGGUUGGAUUUCAUGAUGAAGUUUGAAUUAGGAUUGGAAAAGCCAGAUCCUAGAAGAGCUCUACAAAGUGCUUUCACAAUUGCAUUGGCUUACAUAUUGGGGGGAUUGGUGCCUCUCAUUCCAUACAUGUUUAUUUCAAACGUGAAGAGAGCCGUGACAGCAUCGGUUGCAUUGACACUAGUAGCAUUGCUCGUGUUCGGGUAUGCAAAGGGUUACUUCACAGGUAAUAAGCCCUUUAAAAGUGCCAUCCAAACCACCCUCAUCGGAGCUAUCGCAUCUGGAGCUGCUUUUGGCAUGGCUAAGGCUAUACAACAAUGAACUAACCAACCCCACAUGUCAAUCUCUAAUCAGCGAGUCCCCCCCCCCCCCCCCCCCCCCCAAGGUCACUUGUUUUUCAUUUGUUUUGUCAGUCUAGGCCCAGAAAUGAGAACAUUCGAUGUGGUUUUUAAAGCAUUUUGUCAUAUGCAGAAUUCAAUUUUCUAAGAGCAACAAAUAUGUUUGAAAAUC
Molecule: messenger RNA, 1284 nt
Organism: Cucumis melo (muskmelon)
Lineage: Eukaryota; Viridiplantae; Streptophyta; Magnoliopsida; Cucurbitales; Cucurbitaceae
Product: vacuolar iron transporter 1-like
Exons: 4
Coding region: 340-1095 (251 amino acids)
Biological process (GO): intracellular manganese ion homeostasis
Cellular component (GO): vacuolar membrane
Molecular function (GO): iron ion transmembrane transporter activity; manganese ion transmembrane transporter activity
Source: RefSeq, a predicted model, not a curated record